Dendronephthya gigantea is the source of this 2551-nucleotide messenger RNA. RefSeq lists its product as uncharacterized. Lineage: Eukaryota; Metazoa; Cnidaria; Anthozoa; Malacalcyonacea; Nephtheidae. The transcript has 2 exons. The record is from RefSeq and is a predicted model, not a curated record. Bases 733 to 2481 code for a protein of 582 amino acids.
AGCUAUGCAUAGUGACUGUGCCCUUAUUACAAUUUUUAUGUACAUUUUAACUCCCAAAGGAAACACCAAAUUUGUUUUAGAUUUGUCAAUAAUCCACUUCAAACAACUUGUGUCAAAUUACAGCAGCUUUGCGGCAAUUAUACAUAGGAAUAGGAAUAGACAUGGAUCUCUUUUCUGACCUUGUAUAACCUGCGGUUCUAUUACACCUGCCAUAUUUAAUACAUUGAGGAUUAUUUGGGUCGCACCAACGAAUAGGUACAUUAGGGUUAUCGACAAAUUUUAGUUACAGAGACUGGCCAUUGCUUUUCAAACACCCUAGCUGCGUGUAGUUUGGGCUGUUUUAGGAUAAAACUAGAUUUAACUUUCUCAACUUCAAGCGGAACAGGACGUCUUAAAGGAUACAUGCAUGGGCAAGUCUGAAUGUUUUCAAACUAGUAUUUUUAAACUUUGUUUCUUUAGUUAUAUUUUAAAAAUAUGAAGUUGAAGAACUAUCAACUAUGGGAUGAAUUUGAUCAGAAGCUUGAAACACUCGCCUGUGAGAUAAAUUGAAAUGACUUUCGCAUAACAACUACUCUGUGAAAUACGAUCUUGUGUUUUUACACGAUAAAUAUAAACACUGACGCAACGUUUCAAGCGAAACAGUUGGCAAUUGCUCUGUGAAAUAUGAUCUUGCAUUCUUACCCAAAAUAUAAAAAACUGACGCAACGUUUUAAGCCAAACAGUUGAGAAAAGAUGUCUGAAGUAAUAACAGGUUUGUUGAAGGGUACCUUUGGUUUGAUAUCGAACAAGAUUCGUGAUUACAGCGCAGAGAAACUCCAAGAUGGAGGACUCGUUGAUCAAAAGUUUCGAGGUUUGAUUGUUCGUGAGUUAGACGAUAUUUCGUCAAAAAUUGAUGCUAUUUCAAGGAAAGAACUUCUCACGAGCAUCAGCUGUUUACAGCAAGGAAUCGACCGUCUGGGAAUGGCUUUGGGAGAGACUUUUAAGACCAUGGACCAGCCGACGGCCGGAUUACCCAUCGCUGGGGCAAGCUCAAACGAGACGAAGCCAGCUCAGUCAGUUACGGUUGAAGAAGCAGUCGCUUUAGCCAACGCCAUUCAGAAACUCAAAAUCAUAUCAAAUGAACGUUUCGAGUCGGCAAAUGAUUCUUUUAACGAAGCUGGGAAAGAAGCCAGCAGAGCAUUUAAUAUCACGACGCUGGACAUUGAGGAACGAAUCCUUGCGACUAAAGUUCGCAUCACAAGUGGAAUACUCCAGAAUUUGAACGACCCGGAACUCGCCGCAAGCGACUGUUUACAAAGUCUGAGAGAAUUGAAUAGUUUGCCUGCCGUACAAGACAUAUUCUCCGUGCACAGCAAAGGUGGGAUAAAGUCUGUCUUUAAAAAAAAAUCGCGAUCGGAAAUCGUGGAAACCGUAACGAUGAUAAACUUGGUCUUGGCUGAUUUCAUCACGAGGUUCACAACGCGAAGAAUGAGUGUCUUUGAAUGGCCAAUGAUAGAGUGUGGUAAGAUAGUUAUCCAUCCAAUUCAUUAUGAUAAAAGCAGCCUGCCAAAUAUAAAAGGAAUGAAAAUCACACCACCCUGGGACGUUGUCGCACAUGAAGAAGUAUCGGCGCGUCGUGAGCGAACGCGCAAUGGACAAAUCCUUUAUUUCCUUUCUGAUAGAUGCAUUCUUAGAAAACUGGACAAAACAGGUGAGCUGCAACUAUACACUAUAUUUCCUCCUUUUGAUGAGAACAGGAAACAUUCUCAGUUUACCGAUGAUGGCGAAUUUACUGGUACGAGAAUCUAUGAUGUAACCGUCGAUGAAGAUGGCACAGUGUACGCUCUUUCUCGUAAUGACAGGUUAGGAAAAAUAUUCUCGGUGUACAGCGCGGAUGGAAGCACACAACAUCACCCAUUGAAAUUCCUUGAAGGGAAAGACAUUUAUGAAUCUCCAUACAGAAUUGCGCUGACCAACGACAAGAAAAUUGUCAUUACUGAAAAACGAUUUUUGCCAAAUAUAAAGAUAUUUUUAUGUAAAAGCAAUGGGGAACUGCUAAACAGCUUUGAUACGGGUCCGAAGUUUCGCAGUGUAAAUCAUGUUGUAAAGGGUGCGUCUGUAACCAGCGAUGAUGAAAUAGUUCUCUUGACACUAAACCUUGAAACGGAUUUCAACAUGAUUGGCGUCUUUAAGGAAGAUGGAAAGUUACAAAGAACUGUUAAAUUUCGUAGAAGUGAUGGUAAGGAUACGUAUCACAACCUAUUUUAUAACCAAGCCAAUAAAACCAUUGUUGCUCCCGAAUGGGAACGCUGUGAUGAUGGCUGGAAGAUGGUGAUAGAUUAUUUGUCUGAUCAAACUGCUGAACGCCAGCGUAUCUACGUCCUGAAUGACACAAACCUUCCAGAACAUAUACCAUCUUUCAAUUUAACCGGCCACACAAAUGGUGCACUUGCUUUGGUAAGCGACAAACAUUUUAUUUCGUUGCAAAAAUCUUGUCCGUGAACUUAAACGAAAACCAUUCAAAUUUCAUUCUGGACACCUUAUAUACCUUUAAUUUCAAUGAACAUUUUGA